AAUUAAAUAAAUGUUCACAGGCACUAUCUCAGUAAUAUAUGGUCCAAUGGUAAUAUAUUUUAGUAAUGUAGUUUUCUGGAAAAACAAGUGAACUAAUGAGGUUAGUUAAGAGAUUUACAAUUUCAGAGAGAAAAUGUGUAGUCUUAAAUUACGCUAAUGAUAACAGAUACUCAGAUGAUUAGUGCAUUUCUAGUCAUGACAAGUAAGAAUCUAGUUCUAAUUUUAGAUAAUAUUUGAAAGCCAUAAAAGUGACCAAACUUUUUGAUGCUUUUGAGAAAUGCAAGGAUUACGAUGUCGUAGCUAUUGAUGAAGGCCAAUUCUUUUGCGAUGUAACUUAUUAUACAAUAUGCUUUUUAGAUUGUUGAAUUUAGUGAAGCCAUGGCUAAUUUGGGAAAAAUAGUAAUAGUUGCAGCUCUUGAUGGCACAUUCGACAGAAAACCUUUUCGUAACAUUCUGAGUUUGAUCCCACUGGCUGAACGUAUCACCAAAUUAACAGCAGUCUGUUGGUUUUGUAAGAAAGAGAAUGCCUCAUUCACUAAAAGAACAGUUUAAUCUUAAGAAAGUAUAAAAAUAUAAAUAUAAUUUAGUUGAAUUAAUCGGAGGAGAAGAUUGUUAUAAGCCAGCAUGUAGAGCAUGUUUCAAUUUGACAGAAAAUAAAUUCAACAAACAUACACUACCAUAAAUCCCCAUCCUCUCAAAUGAUGAAAGACUAUUUGGUCAAUAAAAUUUGAUUUGCUGAGACACUAUAAUUAAUUAAUAUAUUAUAAAU
Messenger RNA from Paramecium octaurelia, 769 nucleotides. Lineage: Eukaryota; Ciliophora; Oligohymenophorea; Peniculida; Parameciidae. The record is from the annotation of a GenBank genome assembly.